This is a messenger RNA of Strongyloides ratti, 1104 nucleotides long. Its product is annotated as Sodium/potassium-transporting ATPase subunit beta family-containing protein. The record is from RefSeq and is a predicted model, not a curated record. Bases 1 to 1104 code for a protein of 367 amino acids. Gene Ontology annotation, cellular component: sodium:potassium-exchanging ATPase complex. Gene Ontology annotation, molecular function: ATPase activator activity. Gene Ontology annotation, biological process: intracellular sodium ion homeostasis; potassium ion import across plasma membrane; sodium ion export across plasma membrane. The transcript is spliced from 2 exons. NCBI's taxonomy places the organism in Eukaryota, Metazoa, Nematoda, Chromadorea, Rhabditida, Strongyloididae.
AUGAAUUUAUCCACAUCAUCAACAUUAAAAAGUGCUCAAACAUCAACAGAUUUUGUUAAUACAAAAAGCAAAAAAAAAACUAAAUCAAGUAAAUCUUCAUUAAUAAAACAUAAUGAUGAAAAUAAAGAAAGAUUGUCUUUAUUAACUGAUGAGAAAUAUUCUUCAUCUAAAAAAACUAUUUCAUUUAGCAAAGAUACAGAUUUUACAACUAAUCAUCAUCUAUUAAAAAUAAAUACCAAAUAUGGAGAAAACAAAAAUAUGUUAACAGGAAAACAACUUAAAUUAAGAGAAUUGGUAAAAUCAAGAAUAACAUUUGUUGAUUGUGGAAAAAUAAUCUUAUUUUACAUAAUUCUAAAUUCAUUUUAUUUUAUUUUUACUCUUAUUAUGUUUGCUAUUUUUAAACCAAGUAAUAUUGAUCAUCCUAUUAUUCAUGGAGAAUCAUCAUUUCAUGGAUAUGAACCAAAAUUAAUUACAAUACCUAUGACUAAAAAUCCUGGUGGAAAAUUAAAAUUUUUAAAAUUUGAUCCAUCUGAUAUUAGUACUUAUGAAUUGUAUACUAAACAAAUAGAAAAAUUUUUAGAAUUAUUUAAUGAUACUUCCAAUGGUAGAAAUUGUUUAAUUGGUGAAACUAAUAAAGAUGUUAAUGAUGGUUUAUUAAAACAAAAUAAAUUUUGUAUGAAUAAACAAAUAAAUUCAAUAACUCUUCCUGAUUGUACUACUGAACAUGAUUUUGGAUUUAAAUAUGGUAAUCCAUGCUUUUUUUUAUCACUUAAUAAUCAUCUUAAUUGGAUACCAGGUAAUUUAAAUGAAACAUACAUUAAUGAGAAUAAUCUUAAUGGUAUUGAUACUAAUCAUUAUAUUCCAAUCACAUGCCAUAAUGAUGAUAAUAAUAUUAGAUUUAAAUAUAGUGAUAAAAAUGGUAUUAAUAAAAAAUUUUAUCCAUUUUUAAAUAUUAAAGGGUUUCAUAAGGGAUAUGUAAUUAUUCAAUUUUAUGAUUUAAUUCCUAAUAAAGAAUAUAUUCUUACUUGUAUAUUACAUACUGGAAAUAAUGAAAAAAAAUUGAAGGAAAAUAAAGUAAUAAUUAGAAUUAUUGUAGACAAAUAA